AUGGCGCAAUCAGACGCAUCCUCCUCUCCAUCGCAGUCCGAGCACGCGCCGGGGCCCGUAACUAUUGACACUCUGAUCACCUACCUCGUUGCAGCCAAGCGCUCACUCUCCAGUAUCCACCAUGUCCAUCGCGCUACAAACGUCCUUGCAGAAGCUCGUUCCUCGGUCGAAUCGACUGCUGUGCUAGGGGCCCGCACCACAUACCUUCGCCGAAGUUUACUGUCACAGUUGAAGAUUCUGCGGGGUAUUCAAUUUGAGCUGGAAGGCUCCGCCAACGCCAUCCGAGUCGAGUUCCAGGCUUCCAUUAAGGAGCUGGAUGCUGCAGGCCGCCGGUUGCAACAGAACAUCCAGCAGCUGAAGCAGACCAGGAUAGAUGACGGCUUCAAACUGCCACCCGUUCAAGACGAAGGACCAACUGUGCUCCCCAAAACUAGUCUGCACGAUUUCGUAGAAGAAAGACCUGUGGAGGAAUUAAAGGAUGCUAUGAAAGAGGUCAUUGACAAUGUUCAGGACAACCAACAGGAGAUCAGUAGAUCAAUCCGCAACCUGGAAGAGGAUUUGCAAGUCAUCAAUGAGCUACUCAUUGACAAGCAGUCGAGCCUCUCCAGUGCGAGCAGUGACUUCCAGCCACCAAAUAUGCCAGAUCUACUCAAGAAACUCGAGGACUAUGCCCAUUCCAUGGCUCAAUCCCUCGAGUCACUCGUCAACCACUUCGAUUUAUGUGCUACUGCUAUUCGACAUACUGAAGGCGCCGGUGACGCCAUUGUCCGCAACUACCAGGCUGGAAACUUACCCGAGGAUGUUGAUGUUGAGAAACUCGAAGGCCCGGCCGAACCCAUGAACGAGGGAGAACGCGCUGAGAUGUUGCAGGUUCUUUCUACCGACGCUGCCGAGGUGGAUGAUGUGGUAAUGGAGAUUCAAGAACAUGCUGCGGAAAUGGACGGUCACCUCAAUGAGAUUCUACAUUGGAAGGAGCGGGCAGACGGCUCUCACGAAGAUGUUGCAACCGCUUUCCGCCACCUUGAGACUAUCGGCCAACGGCUGCCAACCUUCCUGGCUGAAUCUGCUCGCCACGCAUCUCGCUGGACAGAGGACAAAGCUCGCAUCGAAGACGGUAUCGCCGGCAUGGAGGAGCUAUGCGAAACAUACGACAAUUUUCUCCAUGGUUAUGAUCGACUCAUCAUUGAGGCAGCACGAAGGCGGGCGGUAAAGAAGCAGAUGGAGAAGAUCGUUGAUGAAGCACAGGCACGGCUCGAUGCUCUGCACGAUGACGACCUGAAAGAGAGACAACUGUUCCGUGAAGAUCAGGGCGACUACCUCCCUAGUGAUAUUUGGGAAGGAUUGCAUCUCGCUCCGGCGAGAUACGGUAUCCAUCGAAUUGACAAUGUCCGAGAGGGACGAGAAGAAUGGCUGAGUAUUCCAGAGCUGCCAAAAUCGACUGUAGAAGGUGCUUUGAAGAGGCUGAAAGGCAAGCCUGUACAAUAG
This is a messenger RNA of Cyphellophora europaea CBS 101466, 1485 nucleotides long. RefSeq lists its product as uncharacterized. The transcript has a single exon. The record is from RefSeq and is a predicted model, not a curated record. NCBI's taxonomy places the organism in Eukaryota, Fungi, Ascomycota, Eurotiomycetes, Chaetothyriales, Cyphellophoraceae. Gene Ontology annotation, molecular function: protein kinase activator activity; molecular adaptor activity. Bases 1 to 1485 code for a protein of 494 amino acids. Gene Ontology annotation, cellular component: phagophore assembly site; Atg1/ULK1 kinase complex. Gene Ontology annotation, biological process: autophagy of peroxisome; autophagosome assembly; piecemeal microautophagy of the nucleus.